Strongylocentrotus purpuratus (purple sea urchin) is the source of this 8816-nucleotide messenger RNA. RefSeq names its product sterile alpha motif domain-containing protein 9-like. Gene Ontology annotation, cellular component: cytoplasm. NCBI's taxonomy places the organism in Eukaryota, Metazoa, Echinodermata, Echinoidea, Camarodonta, Strongylocentrotidae. The record is from RefSeq and is a predicted model, not a curated record. The transcript has 8 exons. The coding region runs from base 328 to 6681 and encodes 2117 amino acids.
GUUUUCCCCACUGCUGGUUUUCCCCAUUGAAUGAACAAACACAACAACUUCGAGCUGUAGUAUUAUGUGAAUGUGAUUGCUACGCUACGUACAUAAUAUCAGCUGGACGAAUGAAAGAGAGAGGGAAGCAAGAGACAAACGGAAACCAUCCAGCCUAACAGGAGAACGAGCUCUAUUAACUGCCAAUUGAGCCAUCAAGGCAGCCUUUAAUUGUUUCAAGUGCUUCAUCAAUGGAUGUCUCAAUUACCAGAAGUCUAAGAAUUCAGGAAGCAAAGGUUUAGCGUGUAUUCCUGAAGAUUCAAAGUGAUCACAUUCCAUGUGGUCACUAUGCCUAAGAAGAAGGGUUCACACAAGAACAAAAAAUGGCAACAGUCAUCAGCAAAGCACGUCAGCCAAAGAAGCACCAAAGAUGAGAGUACGAAAGGACCCAGUUCCGAUCCCCAAGGGACACCAGGCGACAGAGAGAAAGCAUGGCGCACGAGUGAUGGAGCCACAGCAAUAGCUGCAAUGCGACUUGAAGAGGAGGACGUUCAACGAGACAGGAUGGCUCCACUCCAAAACCGCAGCCCACCGGUUGACCAACCUUCAUACGAUGUGGAAGUACAAGAGAACUUGCUUCAGAAACUGCCAGAGCUCACCGAACUCACUCUGUGGAAGGUCAGUGAGGUCAUUUCACCGCACAGAUUCAUGCCAUUGGGACUGAAGCUUGGUCUACCUCAGAUAAAGCUGAAGAUCCUGCUUGAUGAAAGAAGCGUCAUCUGCCAACAGGAAGAGAAAACCUUCAUGAUGCUCUACCAGUGGUACAAUGACCAAGGAGGUGACCUGUCCAAGUUCUUCUUCAAGGUUCUGACAACAGACGAGGGUCUAGACCAGGAACAAGUCUUCAAAUUUUUUUUUGAGCAGCAGCACACAUGCACAAGCUUUUUUGGAAGAUCUUUCCAGGAUUUGCAGCUGUGGGAUAUAGCAGAGGAACUCCAUGUGGCUAAGCUGAUCCCGUUGAGUCUUCGAUUAGGUCUGACCUAUGCAAAGAUCUGCAGUAUUCGAGAGGACAGCAACAGUCAUUCUGUAGAUGUCCGCUACAACGUCAUGGUAAAGUGGCAAAAGGAACAAACAGCUCAGAUCGACCAGGUCGAAACUCUCGCCAGGAUUCUGGAGGCAUGCCGUGAGAGAAGAAUAGCAUACAAGAUCCGCCAGAAUCACUUGGGUGUCACCAAUGAGGGGAAGACUUUGCUUAUCAGUGAAGACCAGCCUAUGGAGGGAGUGGCAGAAGUUCAGCUCAAUGUCACCCAUUCCAACCAGUUGGUAAGGGAAGAAGCACAAGGUAAAAUAAAAGCUCUCCUAGAUGCCAGUUCCUCAGAGGUCAGUCUAGUCCCAUCCACAGGAGUAGCAGCAGAUUUUCUAGAGGGGCUGAAGACAUUCAGCAACUUGUGUAAGCGUCACUCAGACUUCGUGAAGUGCUUGGAGAGGAGCAUAGGGAGGGAUGGAUUCUACAAGCUCAUUGGAUUGACUCAUGAUUCUAUUCAUUUCCAUGUGAAGGUGUACACCAUUGAAGGGCUACGUUGGCUUCAAAGUGAUGUCCAAAGCGGGCGCAUCGGACAUCAGCUUGGAAAGGUGCUCGUCUCCGAAAAAAACAAGCAGCUAGUUCUAGAAGAUAUCGUUCUAGACGUUGCGCCUGAAGGAAGUGGUGCUUGGGAUCUACUUUCACAUGCAGUCAUUGACCCAAUCCUUCCCAGCACUAGUCUGUCAACAGAUUUUGAGAAUAGGGAAGCAUUGAAAGAAGACAGAACAUCAUCUCCAGAUCUCAUGGCCCACCAAGAAUACCCAGUUGUCCCGGAAGCCACUGUCAGAAAGCAGGUAGUCACUCAGGAGGAAGAAAACUCUGGUCACCUAGCUGGUGGGUCUCCUCUGGCAACACCUGGAGAAGUUGCUUCAGUGGCAUCUCAUGUAUCAAUGAGACAAGAGAAAUGUGGGCCUGUAACAAGCACAGAAAAAGCAUAUCCAGGUGAAGCAUCAAAAGAGAUGAAGGACUGGACAGAAGAAGAGGUGGCCAUCUGGCUGAAAAGUAACGUACGACUCUCCGAUGAACUUGUCAGUAAGUUUGAAGGGGUGGAUGGUUUCACGUUGGUGAGGUAUACCAAACAUGAACUGAUAGAAGAUUUCGAACUUUCUGCAGGAUAUUGCAGAAGAUUGAUGUUAAGGAGGGAGCAUUACCUUGAAAACGAACGAAUGGGCAUCGUGACCACUCCGGAAUCUGCAUCAUCUGAUAGUAGAGAUGGAAAAAACAAGGUAAAUGCAAUGGAGAGUGUGAAUACACCCAGUCCAGAGCUUACCCCACCACCAGCAACAUCAGCAGAUUCAGAUGAACCGGUACCACAGGGGGAAAGUAUGCAAAAUACCUCAUCUUCUUCACCUAUGGGUAACAUCCAAUUAGACUCCAGAGAUGUGGAAGCUCCUGGAAAGAAACAAACUACAACAGCUCCUGCUCUAAGGGAAGUUCCUGUUGCAUCUCUUAAGAUGGAACAGGACACCCUGGAAUCUGCAUCAUCUGACAGUAGGGAUAGAAACUACAUGGUAAGUGCAAUAGAGAGUUUGAAUGCACCCGGUCCAGACUUAGUAGAACCUACCCCACCACCAGCAACGUCAGUACCAUCGGCAGAUACAGAUGUACCAGUACCACUAGGAGAAAUUAUGCAAAAAACCUCUUCUUCAUCUAUAGGUAACAUCCAUGUAGACUCCAGAGGUGUGGAAGCUCAGGGUAAGAAACAAACUACAACAGCUCCUUCUGUAAGGGAAGUUUUUGUUGCAUCGCUUAAGAUGGAACAGGACACCCUGGAAUCUAAUGUAGACAUGGAGACAGGAUACGGCUCAUCCUAUACUUCUGCCACACCAAAUCCAUCUGAAGUGGAUUUACCAUUGCCUCCAUUUCGUCAUCCAGAAAGGCAGGAAUCACUGUAUCAGGGGUCUGGGAUUGAAGGUAAGGACGGUGACUCAAAUGCAGAAAGAAAGCUUACUAAUCUUCUUCUUGGGUCUGACAAAGGUGAGCUUGAUUCAUCCUACUACCCAGUUCUGGUUGUCAACACACCUGCUCAACAGUUGAGUUCUGCAGAGUUGGAGGAAAGGUUUGGUUUCAUGUCUUCUGUCAAUUGGAAUGUUGUAUUUGACUGCAAUGAAGAUUCCAACAAGAUGGGGCUCUGUCAUUAUGUGAAUCAGAAGAAAUCAAUUAAGAUCUUGAGUGCAGAUACAUUCACAGAGACCAAGGAUGUAGAUGCCCUUAGAGAAGAUAUUGACUUCCCAGAGAUCCCUGUUUGGGUGUUCCCUAAUGGUCGGAAUGAUGUGAAUGUGGCAGGAAUGGACAAGAUGUUAGAUAUGGACUGGAUGAGAGAGCGCUCACAUGCAGUCUUGAACACUGUCCGGUUCUUCUCUGACCCUGGUGUCAUUCCGCCAGGCAGAGCAGUUGUUGUGUUCUUCCUGCUUUCAUAUUUAGAUAUCAUGGUCAUGACACAGUUGUUCAGGGAGUUCUACACUUCCAAAUCGUUUCAGGACCUGAAACGUUUCACUGUCAUCGCAGAGAAUCAAGGUAUACUGCACAAAUGGAUUCAGCAUCUUGAAAGUCAAAGCAUCGUUUCAAGCAAGGAUAUGAAAGAUAGAUGUCUUGGAGGAGUGCCAUGGCAGGAGAUCAACACAUACAUGUUGAGACUUCUAGGGUCCUGUGAGACACGUUUGCCAGAACUUCCCAUGUUUCCUAGAGGACAGUGCGAACUAAGGAAGAAACACCAGAGUCAGUGGACAGACAUAUCAGUCCUAGCAAAGAAUGAGUGUGAAAACACUUCUAUGGAUGAGAAUAACCCCAAAUUCUUAGACUUUGUUCAAGAGAAAGAGUCUCGAUUCUAUCAAGGUCAUGGAGUUGACUGGUGGAAUUUCUAUCUGUCGGAAGAGAGGCUGAAUGGAGGUAAAGACUACAAUCAUGUUCUGAAGCGUCAGAUUUACAACAGGCUCCAUUCUGAUGUUCGUAAAGUACUCAAUUCUCAAGGCAAGAAGGUCUCCCACAUUUCAAUGGCAACUGUCUUUCAUGAAGCAGGCUCAGGAGGCACAACGGUAGCAAAGAACCUCUUGUGGGACUUGCACCGACAAUACAGAUGUGGAGUUGUCAAUAGGGUCACUAACGACACAGUGAAUCAGAUUGUUGCCUUCCACAAGUAUGGCUAUGAGGAAGGACAAAAUCCAGGGCCAGUUGUCCUCCUCUUGGAAAACCUGGAUUCUGAGACCAUUCGACCGUUUCUAAUAAGCCUUGAAAGAGAAACCAGGUACUUAGAAAACAAUGGAUUGGCUUUUGUUCUCAUCCAUUGCAAAAGAACCUCAGAGCCGCAACGCCAUCAGCAGAAGGAAGAAUCAAAGACAUGCGCUUGUGUUGAACAUAAACUAACAGAAGAAGAGAAUCAGUGGUUCACAAAGAAGACCAAAGAUCUUGAGCAGAGGAGUGUGUUCAGUGAAGAGGAGUCUCCUGAGCUACUUCUUGCUUUCAUGGUAAUGAAAAAAGAAUGUAAUCCUGAAUAUCUGAAAAAUGUUGUGAAGGGCAUUCUUCCUCAAGUUGGCAAAGAGCCCAAGAAGUCACUCCAGAAUGCUGUCAAUCUAUUGAAGUAUAUCGCUGUAGUGCGGAAGUACAAUCCUGGUUUUGCAAUGCCUGUUUCUGCCUGUGACGGUUUUAUGCAAAGUCAAUACAGAGUGAUGUCCACUGGUCGGCGACAGACGCUUGGACCCUGGGAGAAACAUAGGGAGCCAUUUCUGAACCUGCUUCUCCUCGAAGUAUUCAUUCAAGAUAUUGAUGGCUGUGUGAAAGGCCUUGCAAUCGUCCAUCCUGUUAUUGCUACAGAGAUUGUAAAGCAGCUUGGUGAACUCUUCCAACAAAAACCUGCUGACAUGAUCCUUGAACUUCUUGAAAAGUCAACAAUCCUUGACACCUUGUCUUACAGCAAAGGCUACAUUCAGAAGGUUUGCAGGGAUUUGAUGGUAAGGAGACUGAAGAAAGAGUACGGAGAUGAUAGAGAGACUGACUUUGCCCCUUUCAUUGAAGAUGUAUAUGCAGAAGAUAGGGCAAAGGCAUACAAGAUCAUGGAAGUUGGCAUCAAGAAAUUCCAAGACCCAUUCAUAGCACAACAGAAGGCUCGACUUCACAGCAAGCGAGAAGAUGAUUUUGAUAAUGCAGAGCAAGCCAUCAAUAUAGCACUAAGCAUUGUCUGCAAGAACUCAUACUUGUGGGACACAAAGGGAAUCAUCCUUCGACAGAAGAUGACACAGUAUGAGCGCAGGGUGGACAAAGGAAUUAUCAGUGACAGUGAAAUGAAGGAGUUGUUGGAUACUUUCCGUGAAUCUUGCACAGCAUUUCAAAAUGCUCAGAAGGCUAUGGAAGAAGAAACAAGAAAAAGGAAUUAUGCUGGCUUUGUGGGUGAAAUCACCACCAUUGCUAAAUUCCUGGAAAUUGUACUGAAGAGGGUGAGACCUUUCUGUUCCCGGAAUAAUGGAUUGGAGACGUUGAGGCGGUAUCUAAUGACAGAAUAUAUUCCUCCUGAUCUCACCCUACCUUCACUCUUUGAAUUCAGUGAUACCAUGAAAUCCUUGGCAGGGAGGGUCGACGAAGUGCUAGGACGUUUCACUGACUAUCUUGCUCACUGUGCACAGCAACGAUUUGAUGGAGCCUCGUACAGAAUCUAUGAUGACAAAUUGGAGAAAAUCUACACUGCCAGACAACGCUUCUUUGCUCUGUCGUCUCCAAAGUCUAAAGAUGUACAUGUGCAUGCACAGUACCCAGUGGAAACUGCUUAUGCGAUGAGACGAUCUGAAGUGAAAACGAUGAAUGCGGAUGGAUACCAACAGAUCUUUGACAUGGCUUCAAAGAAGAAAGUGGCUGAUCUCAAACAGGUUCAAUCUUUGCUCAGGCAAAACCUUAGUAGUCCAAGUCUUUUUGACAUCAGGAACUUUGUGUUUACCCUCUUUGCCUUGUCUGUCUGUCCCAAUGAAGGAUUAGAUGAGGCGGAGGCCAGAAAGUCAGUGAACAUCCUGAAGAUGAUGGAGGAAAAAGACAAUGGGUUCUUUGGCUUGUUCUUUGAGAUGCUGUUAAAUUGGCCCGAUGGCACACCCAGAGAAGGAAGCACACCAAUCGGAGAGACAAUUAGGCAACUGAAUGCUAGGUGGACUGGUAGAUACCGCAAUAAGGUGUAUGCAGAGUCUCGACAUGACCUGCCCAAACGAUCCAGAAUUCGUCAAAAUUACAGCCCCCUGAAGCCUUCCACAGAGUUCUAUCUUGGACUUCAGAAUGAGAAAUCCCAAUUUGUCCAUCGAAAGUCCAUUGGACGAGUCACGUAUGACAUAUGGAAAGAAGACUCCAUCAAGAAGAGACUCAGGCGGUUGGAUGGUGUCCUAGACAGCAAGCACUUUGUCUUGUACAACCCUGAUGGAGAAGAACCAGUGAAGAUCCUUCUGUCUCUUCCAAUCAAGGGUCUACCUAGCCAGGAACCUGUUCAGUUCUACCUAGGGUUCUCAUUUGCUGGCCCUCUUGCGUAUGAUGUAGUGUACAAGGACAACAGAGAGACCCCCUUCAUUGCGAAAGAAAGUUCUUCAAACUACCCUUCAUAUGUCAAUGAACUUGAUGAUAUUGAUGAGGUCCCUGUAAGCUAUGACUUCUAAAGUUCUAUGGGACAUCAAGAAGCUUAGAUUCUACAGAUUAUGUUGCUUAGAAAAUACAGGAGUGCAAUUGUCUUCAGUUAAUGGAUAACGUUUGUUCAGAGUGCUCCAUUUCUUUCCCACCAAUCAUCAGACUAGCAAGUAUGUGCAUAUGCUUGAAUUCCAACAGGGGUAAUCAUAUAGUUUGUGAUGAAUUCCUGAAUGUUUUCAAAGUACAAAUGAAGAAAUCUGAACAUGUACACUUGAAAUUAUUUUUCUUAAAUAUUUGUAGCUGUAAGUAAGACAUAAAUCCAUGAGAUCUUUCAAAGUCUGCUUGUCAUCUUAAAGCGGGACUGCACUACUUGUAACUACUUUCGCCCUCUAUAUAGCAUACAAUGCCUUAGCGGUACCAUUGGUUCCCCAUGAUCCCCUUUUUCUUAUGUUAAUUGAGAGCUGAUUUGAUGAGAUAACCACGCAGGGAGGUCUAAUCUCUCCUAGCCAAACUAGUGCAGAUAGGCUCGAAGCAGGUGCAUUUAUUGAUACAUGUACUGUUGUUAUGUAGUUGCUUUUCAAGGCCGGGUUGUCAAAUUUUGUCUGUGCAAAUUGAUUAUAUGACGGGAAGUGCUUGUUACAGCUUUAAAAGGUUCUAUGAAAUAGUCACACAUGUCUGUCGCAAAUAAUACUAUUUUCCUGCAUCCAUUCAUGUUAAAAUAAUGUAUCAAACUUGUACAUGAAUCGUUUCUUUUUCUUUACAAUGUGAUGUGACCAUGUUCAUUUAGAAGUAGAUGUAUAUAUAUAUAUACAGAUAUGACGUUCAAACAUGAUUUUCUUUUGAAAUUGUGGCUGUAGAUGUUCCAUUUACCAACUUUAAUUACAUUUAUUGGUCAGUGAUAUAGAAGAGGUUUUGUUUGUGCUGAGGUUGUGAGAGACUUUGAGGAUCUGUGGGAUGUUGAUUAUCACUUUUUUUCGAUAUGCUCCAGUUGUAUGUAUUUUGCUCAAAAAAUUAGAAUAUAUGAAUCAAUAUUUUGAAGUAUAAUUUCUUUUAGAAUGAAAUCUAAAGAGAAUAUGAUAUUGUAUUGUUUGCAAACUGUUUUCUGUCAUCGAUUUGUUUUUGAUUUGUAACCCCAGCUGUUCAGGCUACCAAAUGUGUGGGCAUAAUCUGUAAUAUUUGUGAAAUGUUAGAAAUAUGUUUGAAAUACAAGGGAGAAAAAAAGUGUUCGAUGGAAAAUGAAAUGAAUUCAUUGUUUGUCAGUGAUAUUUGAAACCACAUGAAUUCAAUAAGUUUGAGUUCUAUGUAUAAGAGAAAUAUGUCAUGUAAAAGAAAAGGAGAAGAAUUAAUUGUUAUUAUGAUGUCUCUGAUCUUAUGGAUAGGCAGAAUACCAUUGCUGUUUAUUUCCAUUAUGGUCUUGUACACACUUGCAUAUCAAAUUGUAUCUGCUUUUAACUAUGUAGCUCGUGUGCUAAUACACUGUACUGUAUUAUUUAGGUGAAAAGAACAUGAUGUGCUAUUGCAUGUCAUAUAUAUAACUUGACUGUGUUAUGUUCAGAGAAACUGUAAAUAAAAGCAAUUGUAAUGUAUCAUACAUAAAUGGGAGUCUUGUUGCUGUUGAAAGUAUUUGCAAAUGUGAUGUUUAGUGUUGCCUAAUUGACACGCUGAGUUGACCGGUCAAGUGGAACAAACUCCACGAGACUUAUUACCAUGUAAUAUAGUGUAACCUUGUAAUAUCAGGAUUCAGAACUAAACUAAAAUAGAUUACAAGGAAGUGGGAAUGGCCAAAAUACCUCACUUUAACCCAUAGCAGUUGAGAUUUUUCUCAUUUUCUAAAUUUCUCCGCUUUUCCUCAGAUUGGCAACAGUUAAUCCAAUUUUCCUCUCCUUCAUAUUUUGAAGGGAAAAAAUGUUUGUUGAAUGUGAAAGAAAAUUGCAAAAUGUAACUAGAAAAUUGUAAAUUUGUACAUGGAAAAUAGUAAUUUGAUGUUAUAUUGUGCUUGCCAAUUAGAGACUGUAAUGAUUAGUUAAAAUUAGAUUGCUCUUUUUCCAGAAUGGCACAGUUAUGUACAGCAUUUGAAAAAGACUAAAAAUCUCAUUGAGAUGCCGUUUCUUGGUGUGCAGUAGGAAAUUACUUUCCAAUGCAAUAGGUGGUGUAAUGUUGAGACUUU